AUGGCCGCCAGCGUUGACGUUGAUGUGUUGCCCAUGACGGUGGGUAAGCUGCCCGGGCCGAGCAUAUUAAAGACAUCGGCCAGGCACAGCAGCAACAGCAAUCAGCAGCAAGUUCAAACUGAGAACGGGCGUAACAAAUCCAUACCGACGGCGAAUCCCAGCCGGCAGCCGCUCAUUGAAGCGGACAAUGAUGUCAAAAAAACAUCAGCGACAGCAACAGUUGCAGCUACCACGAAAGUCUUGUCCACAGGCACCAUGAGCAGCGGGCGUGAGUGCAGCACCAUGUCUACUUUUACUGCUUUUGGAUCGGAAACUGUGCCGGACGACCCAGCCAAGCCGAAGACAACAGCUGAUGUUGUUGCCAGCACACAGGCCACAGCAGCAACCACUAGCAAUAUUUCUGCGUUGCCAGCUGGGACGAAGCCAAAUACAGCUCUGACUACUUUUAUGCCGGCCACAAAGUCAAUAACAACGGCUGUUGCUAACGGCGUUCCCAGCAAAGCUGCAGCUGCAAUAGAUGCAAAUGUGAGUGUUGUCAGCACAACAGCAACUGUUGCUGCGUUUCAAAAUUCCCAAAUAAUAGACACAAAGAGCGUGACAACAAAGCUUAAACCGAGCGUGACUGCUGCAAACAAAACGCUGAAGACGGCACCAACAGUUGCUGCGGUGACAGCAUCCACAUCAGUCAUAGCCACCGAUAAGUCAACAAAGAUUAUUACAACAAUAGCGAAGCCAACUUCAAGUAUUGCUACCAAACCUGCAACAACUGUUGCUUCGAUGACAGCAAUAGCUGUCGGUAUUACUGCCAAGCCUCAAGGAAUGACAUCAGCAACUGUCUUAAAGCAAGGAGCAACCACUUUAACUGUUGCAAGUAAUAUGCCGAAGACAACAGCUGCAACAACAGUAAUGACAGCAGCACCUACUUCUAGUAAGGUGACUGCAACAUCCCCAACGCCAGUAACAGCUGCAAGUAAUUUGCUAAAGAAACCAGCUGCAACAAAAGCAUUGACAUCUUCAACAGUUGGUAGUAACGUGACCAAAACAUCAACAACUGUUGCAAGUAACGAGCUAAAGACUAUAGCCGUUACAUCGGCAACUGUUUCAAGUAACGUGACCAAAACAUCAGCAACGGCAUCAACUGUUGCAAUAUCGACAUCAACUCUGAAGUCCACAGCAACAUCUCCUACUAAAAAGACAACAACGUUCCCAACAUCAGCAACAUCAAAGCCCACGGCAAUGUCGCCCACUAAAAAGGUCACCCCAUUCUCAGCAACAAUAACAUCGCCCACAAAAAAGUCCACAGCAUUUGCAGCAACACCAACAGCUGGUAAGACCCAAACAAGCAAACCAGCAACAGCAUCCAUCAGCAGCAGCAGCAUGUCCCCAAAGCAGAACAAACCGACGGCAACAAGCUCAGCAAAGACAACAUCAAGUACUACAUCAACAGUGAGCAAAACGAAAGCAACUGCAACACCUAAGAAAUAG
Drosophila navojoa is the source of this 1485-nucleotide messenger RNA. RefSeq names its product mucin-5AC-like. The record is from RefSeq and is a predicted model, not a curated record. Lineage: Eukaryota; Metazoa; Arthropoda; Insecta; Diptera; Drosophilidae.